This is a messenger RNA of Fusarium fujikuroi IMI 58289, 1257 nucleotides long. RefSeq lists its product as uncharacterized. Lineage: Eukaryota; Fungi; Ascomycota; Sordariomycetes; Hypocreales; Nectriaceae. The transcript is spliced from 3 exons. The record is from RefSeq and is a predicted model, not a curated record. The coding region runs from base 1 to 1257 and encodes 418 amino acids.
AUGGGGUUUUUUGACAGCAUCACAAACGCGUUCAACAAGAUUGCGGAAGUCGCAGCGUCAUCAGUACAGCAAAUUUCAGACACUGCUGAGCAUAUACGACGCAAGCUUGAGGAAGAGACUCGAAAGGCUGCCGAAUCGGCAGCCCAAAGAGUUCUGAAAGAGAUCAGUGGCACAGCAGAGACCAUGUGUCGUGAGCUGGAAGAACUGAUCCCCAGCUUCGACGACAAGCUUCAAGAAGUCAAGGCUGAAAUCACAGAACUUGCUUCCUCUGCCGCAGAUGAUGGUGUUGAUAUCACCGAGGCAGUCAAUGCGGCCAUCGAGAUUGCAGUUCAAAAGGUCGAGGCUGCUAAGACAGCGGCUAUCAGGGCAGUCAAUGAGUUUAUUCUACAGGCUCAGCAGAAGUUGUUCAGCCUUCUGCGGGCAACAUUUCUCACAACGAACCUAGCCAAUAUAGGCGCAAAGCUGCUGGAUAAUGGUAUAUCCUUCAUCUUGCAACAGAUCAAAGGCUUGGUUCAGACACUGGUCAAGAAGGUAGGAGAGGUGCUUGGACCUAUCUGGGGCUUUAUGAAACGAAUAUGGAAGCUAUUAUUCGGGGAACCACCUGAGCAGUGUGAGCUUGCCAUGCAGUGGAUAGAGGAGAGAAUGUAUCGUACACAAAGGCAAAUGAUUUACAAACGAUCGGCUGCCCCCAUCAGCGCUGUGAUCAGACAGAACAAGUUCUUCGAACUCCUGCCCCCAGACGAGGACUCGUGGAAGACAACUUUGCUAGACUACUUGGCAAGACGUAGCAGUCCACCAGGAUGGCGGGAGUGCUGUGACCGUAUCAAACCCGUUGUAGGAUCGGCCAAUCCAAAACCUGGCUCCAUGAUUCAAUUAACAUGGGACGACCAAUUUACGGACGAAUUAAAAGGUCAACAGCGAACCCAGAUCAGUGUUAUAUACUUUAGGUGGAAGACAGAGGAGUUUCGUAAGGUUUCUUCAGGCUUCAUUGGUAUCCUUGCUAUGGUCAGUGCAGUGGAUGGGUUUGCGCGGCCAGAUGAGCCUCCGCCAUUUAUCAAAACUCAGCACGAAGAGCCUCUUCAUAUUGACGCGGUCGCGAUGAAGAAGAUAUAUAACGAGAUUAAACCGCACUUAAGACUUUUGUCGGCGAACACAGAGCAAGACUCUAGCAGGUUCACUGGGCCUAAGAAAGUUGUAUCACGGCAGCUCAUGUUCAGGGAUGACGACGGAGUGUGGAGAACUUCAAAUAUCAAUUGA